ACUCCGCUUCCCAACCCUCCUCGAAUAUUCCUCACCGCGUCUCUCUCUCUCUCUCUAGCCGCGUUCAAUUUUCUCCCAUAUAUAUAUACGCCUAUUUCAUUUCCUCUCCUCCUCAUCAAAACACUCUCUCUUCUCUUCUCUUCUCUUCUCUUCAGUAAGACAUUUCAUCAAACACCUUCCAAUCGCUGCAAUUUUAAUGGAAAUCUCGUCAUUCGACUUCUCAUUCGUCCAGGAUUCCGACCCCAGCUUCAUCUCCUUCUCCAACGCCAAGAAGCGCCCCAGAUUCGACAACGAUUCCUCCCUCGAAGAUGUCCUCACCAAUCUGCUAGCAUUCGACGCCUCCGCCGCCGUCGAAGAAACACCCUCCUACACAGCGCCGCCGCAGACUUCAUUUUACAUGAAUUCCACCUCUAACUACAACCAACAAACCCCCGACAGCUCCAACGGCUACCCCAAUUCUUCUCCUUCCCGAAACUCCCCACAGCCCAAGCGAGCGCGCGCCGAAGCCACGGCGACGACAUCGGACGACUCGAGCAGCGGCGGCGCGGUGAACGGCGGGCGGCGCCUCUGGGUGAAGAGCCGGUCGAAGGCGUGGUGGGAGCUGGUGGACAGCCCCAACUACCCGGAGGAAGAUUUCCAGAAGGAAUUCAGGAUGAGCAAGGCCACCUUCGACAUGAUCUGCGACGAGCUCGAUUCCGCCGUGAACAAAAAGGACACAAUGCUGCGCACGGCCAUCCCCGUGCGGCAGCGCGUAGCCGUCUGCAUCUGGCGCCUGGCCACCGGCGAGGCCCUCCGCGAGGUCUCGAAGCGGUUCGGGCUCGGCAUCUCCACCUGCCACAAACUAGUCCUGGAGGUGUGCACCGCCAUCCGCACCGUGCUCAUGCCCAAAUUCCUGCAAUGGCCCGACGACAAGAGAAUGCACCAAAUCAAAAACGAAUUCGAGGUCUUCUCCGGCAUCCCCAACGUGGGCGGCUCGAUCUACACCACCCACAUUCCGAUCAUCGCCCCCAAGGAAAGAGUGGCCGUCUACUUCAACAAACGACACACCGAGAGAAACCAGAAAACCUCCUACUCCAUCACAGUCCAAGGCGUGGUGGACCCCAGGGGGGUCUUAACCGACAUCUGCAUCGGGUACCCGGGGUCCAUGAGCGACGAUCAGGUGCUGGAGAAGUCGGCUCUGUGGCAGCGCGCCAGCAGGGGAGCUCUGAAAGACACGUGGAUCGCCGGCAACAGCAGCCUCCCCUUGACGGAGUGGGUGCUGGUGCCGUACGGCCACCAGAACCUGACGUGGGCGCAGCACGCCUACAACGAGAAGAUCGGGGAGGUGCAGGGGGUGGCCAGGGAGGCCUUCAUGCGCCUCAAGGGGCGCUGGAGCUGCCUCAGGAAGAGGACCGAGAUGAAGCUGCAGGAUCUGCCCGUUGUGCUCGGGGCUUGCUGCGUGCUGCACAACAUCUGCGAGAUGAGGAAUGACGGGUUGAGUCAGAAUUUGAGGUUUGAGAUGUUUGAUGAUGAGAUGAGCGUCGACAAUGCCGUCAGAUCGGUCAAUGCGUUGCACGCCAGGGAUCAGAUCGCGCACAAGCUCUUGCACCAUGAGCCUGCUGCUUUCCUCUUGUGAUCACAACUCAUUUUUGUACAUUCUAUUCUUCAAUUGUCUUUCAUUUAUCAAUGCAUACCCAAAUUUUACAGCC
Messenger RNA from Salvia miltiorrhiza (redroot sage), 1688 nucleotides. RefSeq names its product protein ALP1-like. NCBI's taxonomy places the organism in Eukaryota, Viridiplantae, Streptophyta, Magnoliopsida, Lamiales, Lamiaceae. The transcript has a single exon. The coding region runs from base 197 to 1615 and encodes 472 amino acids. The record is from RefSeq and is a predicted model, not a curated record.